Molecule: messenger RNA, 2834 nt
Organism: Labrus mixtus (cuckoo wrasse)
Lineage: Eukaryota; Metazoa; Chordata; Actinopteri; Labriformes; Labridae
Gene: nbn
Product: nibrin
Exons: 17
Coding region: 99-2555 (818 amino acids)
Biological process (GO): mitotic G2 DNA damage checkpoint signaling; double-strand break repair via homologous recombination; telomere maintenance
Cellular component (GO): nucleus; Mre11 complex
Molecular function (GO): damaged DNA binding; protein binding
Source: RefSeq, a predicted model, not a curated record
CGCGCUGCUGUGAGUGCCCACGCCUUGUUGUUACUCGCUGCAAAUAGCGAUAGUUUCUCUAAAAUGCCGCCUUUGAAAUAGCAUCAACAUACAUUAAAAUGUGGAUACUGACACCCCUGCAGUCUGAAGGUGAGACCUACUAUCUUGUGUCCAGUAAGGAGUAUGUGGUGGGACGCAAGAACUGUGACAUCAUCCUAACCAGCGACCAGUCCAUCAGCAGGGCUCACGCUCACCUCACUGCUACUGACCAGACACUGACUCUGAAAGACACCUCCAAGUAUGGUACCUUUGUCAACAGCCAGCGUCUGACAGAAAACACACCAGUGAACCUGAAGUCAAGGGACGAGGUCACGUUUGGGGUUUUCCACAGUAAAUUCAGUGUGGUCCAUUUGAAGCCGGUGGUGUGUUCAUCAUGUUUGGACAAUGAUGGCAAAGCAUCACUCUCUCAGGCUCUGUCGGCUUUGGGUGGAAAUCUGGUCAACACCUGGACUGAGGACUGCACCCACCUGGUCAUGCCCACUGCUAAAGUCACCAUCAAGACUAUUUCUGCUCUGCUGUGCUGCCGUCCCAUCGUGAAGCCAGAGUUCUUCUCAGAACUCAGCAAAGCCGCUCAGCAAAAAAAACCUCCUCCUAAAGCUGAGAGUUUCAUCCCUGAGAUCGAUGAGCCUAGCCUCAGUAAAGAGGAUGUCAACCUUGGAGCGAUUCAACUUCGCAAACAGCUUUUUGCUGGAAAGACUUUCGUCUUCCUCAGUGCUAAACAGAUGAAGCGCCUGAGUGCAGCAGUGAGUUUUGGAGGUGGCAGAAGUCGACUGCUGGAGGAGAACCGUCUGCCCAAAGACCUGCUGGAGUCUCAGCAGAGCUGUGUAGUGGAUACUUCAACAGGCAGCUCCCAAACUCUGCUGCCCUCCUCCGCUAAUGAGUGGGCAAACUCUGUGAAGAAUAUUGUUCAAAGAAAAGGCCUCCGAGUCAUCACAGAGUCUGAAAUUGGUUUGGCUGCCAUCUAUGCUUCCUGUGACAAAUACUGCAAUCCAUGCAGUCUAAUACCGGACUCAGCACCAAAAGUUCCAACCAGAAUUCCAAGUGCUUCGCUGUCUCAGAGCACAGCGGUGGAUGAGACAGUGUUACCUGCUGCAUCUCAGAACAUCACAGCAUACGCAGCGAACACAGAGACAUCCCAAAGGACGCAGCGGUGUGUAGUGACAGAGGUGACAGCAGUGGGGGAGACUCCUGAGAAGAAGCAGAGCAGUCAGUUUGGUGGAUCCAAACCUGAAGCGCAGAAGAAGACCAGUCAGUGUGUCGUGGACGACACGAUGAGCUCAUCAUUCAACACUUUUGAGAAAACUGACUCGGAGAGGAAGAGGCCUGAGUCCAAACCGACAGUUUCAGGUGAAAGCAGUGGUGGCCUUUUGCCCCAGCCAUCUUUUCUAAAGCCCCAAAAAACAUUUGUACAGAUGCAAUCUCCUCAGAAACAAAGAGUCUCUGCACAAGCUUCCCCACAGAAACAGUCAACCCUGACCACUUUCUUUCAACCUGUCAACAAGAAAAGACCUUUGGAGGACGAUCUCUCUGCUGUUAUGUCAGAGCCCAAACGACCAGUACUGGAAUCAUCCAGCCGCAUACAGAAACAACACUCCUCCGUAGAAAGCAGCUCGCGUUCAGAGAGAGUCCCUGCAGUAACAUCCCAGGAGUCAGCAGCAGCUCUUUUUGUAGUACCGCCAAAGGCUGAGUCACACAGGGUCUCCCACUCCAUCCAGGAUGGACCACGGAGUGGGAAGAGGAAGGAGAUGGAAGCAGAGAUACAAAUGGAUGAACUGGAGUCUAUUAUGUCCGAGGAUAUGGACUUCUUUGAUGAACCUCCAUCAGGUAAACGAGUCGAGCAGGCCCGGAGUGUAACAACCAGCUCAACGGAACAGAAACACUUUGUGAAUACUGGGACGACUUCGUCAAUAAGCAAGAGGCAACGGAUCAAUGUAGAAGAGCAUGAAAGAAUUGAAAGGCCUCAGACAAGCCUGCAAGAGGAGUCAGGUUCCAAAAUGCAACACAACAAACCAUCUGGAAAUAGAACCUCCAUCAAGACAGAGCAGGUCAGUCCUGAGUACAGGAAAUCUUAUCAGUGCCAAGAUUUGAAACAACUCAAGGGAGACAUCUGCCAGCCCAAAGAAGAGAAACCGAUGCCUUUAAAGCCUGUAACGAUAAAACAGGAGGUCCAAGAGUCAAAGGUUGAUGAAGACCUUCCUCAAAAGCUGGUGUUGGUGGAGUUCCGAUCCCUCACUGUCACCGUUACUCCCAAAAACAAACCACAGAGGAUGACGGACAAUGGCUUCACAAAGAACUUCAAACGUUUCCGCAAGAUGAACGUGCCAGGUGCACAGGGCCAGGCGCUAACCCACAUCAUCGGAGGCUCCGAUCUGCUGGUUCAUAACAGGGGCAAGAACUCUGAUCUGGAUGAAUGGCUGAAAGAUGCAGCGGAGGAGGAGCGUCAGAGCAAGCAGGACGAGAGUGUUGGAGAUGACCUCUUCAGGUACAACCCGACCAAAUUGACCAGGAGAAGAUGAGUCGCCUCCAUGUUGACAUCCUGCAGAAUGCAUUCAUUUUAAAAAAGGCAAGGAAGUAUGUCAAACCCUACGACACUUUAUUAAUCAUCUGCAUUUCAGCUAUAAUGCUAAUGGAUGUAGUUAGCAUAGUUCAUGUUGUUACAUGAUUGUAAUAUAAAAGGAUUGGAGUUGUUUGUGAAUGUUGCUCUCUUCCUGUUCUCUUAUUCUGUUGUUUUGUGCAUACUCUUCACUAAUGAAGCCACUGACACCAGGAAAUGUAAUAAAACAGUCUCACGUUCA